Leptosia nina is the source of this 3819-nucleotide messenger RNA. NCBI's taxonomy places the organism in Eukaryota, Metazoa, Arthropoda, Insecta, Lepidoptera, Pieridae. The record is from the annotation of a GenBank genome assembly.
AUGAAUCCGCCCUCAGCGCUAGCCGGGGCCAUGAGUAGAGAACGCAAGCCGUUCACCUACACUCCAGGGGGACUUGACCUCUCCGAGAUCAAAUCGGAGCGCAUGGCCCAACGUCUGAUGAGGAAUGCCAUGAAUCAGGGCGUUCCUGAAACACCGCCCCAUGCGAUUCAGUCGCCUCCGCCUCUUUCGAUGCCCGUCGUCAUGCCUAAUUAUAAUUGUUUGCCCGUACAAGUGUUUCCGACAUUUCAGUUGCCAGCGAAUCCCAAAACGUUGCUACGAACAAGGAGCAAUCCUGAUCCAUAUGACAAACUGCCGGGAAAAAGUUCGGAUCUGAACACUGUCUCAAAUAAUACAUUGCCAAGAAAGCACAGUUACAAUGAGACACCUACAAAUUAUGGAAGCAGUGCAAAGACACAAUUAGUGGAAAGAAACGAUUCUGAAUUUAUACAAAAUACAUUAAAUAAACAAACAAAACCAGACGCUGUAAUACCCAAGACAUACGAAAGUAUGAGGCCAGUUUAUUUUGAUGCAAUACCUGAAAGACCAACGAUUACAGACUAUAAAAGUAUUAACGAAACAAACACUGUUCCGCUGGUGGAUAUUGAUCAAACGUAUAUUAAAAAGGAAGAAACAAAAGUUCUUAAUGAAAAAUCUACAUCAGAAGAAUCUACAGAAAAUAGAAAUGGAGAUACAAAUACGGCAAUUACUUUAAAAUUACCAACAAAAAAAUCCGAAGCUAAAACAGAGACAAAGGUAGAAGUAGUAAAAAAUACUUUGCCAGAUGGUUCAAUACAAGAGGUUAAAACGACAACAACCACGACUACUAUUGACGGUAGAACAGAGAUAACAACUGAAAAAGAAACUACAACUUAUCCUAAAUGCGAUGAUGAAGAUGUAGAAUAUGAAAUCGUAGAAGAAGAAGAGGAAGAAACGAACGAAACAGAAGUAAUUAAUCAAAAUGAAAUUAAUCAGAAUACAAAUACUAAUAAACAUGAAGCUCAAUUAAAUGGUAAAGAAGAAGAAAACGAAGAUGAAAGUAAAGAGCAUGAAGUGGUAUUAUCAAAAAAUGAUGGCCAAAUUAUAACAGAAGAAGAAAAACACGAAUCCAGUACUACGAAAAAGGUAGUAAUUAUACAGUCAGAAACUAAAUCUGAUGAAGAAAAUGAGGAAGAAUAUGAAGAAAUAGACGAGCCUGAUAAUGUUGAGAGCGAAGAAAUUGUGACGGUUAAAAAUAUAACUGAAGACACAGAAAAACAAGAAAUACAGGAUAAAAACGUCGUACACAAUUCUAAGGACGACAACGUCAAUGAUGAGGUAGUUGAAAAAGAAUCAGCCCUCUUGCAACAAAAUGCUCCAGACGAGAUUGAAGAGAAUAGCGAAGAAGUUGAAGAAGAAGAAGAGGAAGAAGAAGCCGUAGAAGAGAAAACCGAGAAAAAAGAGAUUGAAAACAUCUUGGAACCAAAAAAACAAGCAGAUGUCGACGAGGAUGAAGAAGUCGAAGAAGAAUAUGAAGAAGCAGAAGAAGCCGAAGAAAUCGAUAAACCUGAAGAAGUGGAAAAAACCGAGACAGCUAAAGAAGAACAAAAUGAAUGCAAUACUAAUGAAACAUCUACCCAAUUAGAUUUGAAUCAAACAGAGAAAAUUGAACCUGACCAGUCACCAAAUGAUAUUAAAGACAAUUGUAUAGAUAAAGUUAAAGAAAUACCUAUUAAAAUAGAAACUGAAACAGUGCAUAAUACUAACAGUAAAGAACAAGAAGAGAUAAAAAAGAACGAACAUGAGCCGGCACCUACUGUACCGUUAGACAAAGUUGAAGAAAUUGAGAUCAAGCCUAUAGGCCCGGCGAAGGAGGUAAUUACAAAAACACACACUGAGAUAAUAACUAAAACUACUGACAAGCCCGUCGGUUCAACCAGCACACAAACUGAAUAUAACAUAAUUGAAAAUAUUGUGACUGUUAAUCGUACGACAAAAACCUUAGACCAUGCUUACGAAGAAAUCCCGGACAACGUUUCAAGUAUCAAAACAUUUACUCCACCGACAUUGGAUAGAAACUUAAUAUCACCUCAACCUAUAUUUAGAUCUUACCAACCAUUCUCAACGCCUGAGGAUAACACGGAACGGCGUCACAGCUUAUUAUUAGAGAGAAUAAGCGUAGAACGACAAAUGCCUUCAGACAUUUACCAAAGCAAUUAUCAAACAUACAAUCAAACUUAUGAAGAUAAACAAUAUCCGCAAGAACCACAAUCCGAGAUACUUAUAGUGAAUAAUGUUAAACCGAGCACAGUAAGUAAAAACCAGCAAUGGUAUCAGAGGAGUGAGACUGAUAAUGUAACUUCCUCGAGUUCUGUACCUUCGGAUUCAUACAGUAGUCAACAAAACUUUCAAACACAAUUCAAACCGCAAACUCAGCAGCCAUUAUUCAACCAACCCAAACCUCAAACACAAUCAGCAUAUGAAACAUUGUAUCAACCUCAACCAAGAAUACAGCCAUCACCGCAACCAACAUAUCAACCACCUCCACAACAGUCACACCAACCAGUGUAUCAACCAAAACCUCAAACUCAACCAACUUACCAACCUCAACCCCAAAUGCAUCCCCCGACACAACCGACUUACCAAACACCAGUGCAGGAAACUGCGCCUUUAUACCAUCCACAACCACAAUACCAACAAAAUUACGUAGAUAACACGAUGCAAGAGACUUAUAAAUCGAGUAAAAACCAGUAUGAACAAACCUCGUAUCCUUCUUACAAUUCGAAACCUGUAUGGAAUAGUAGCCUCGAUUCUCAGCCAUUAACCACUUCACAGCCAAACCAAUACUCUCACCAAAAAGACUAUUCAGAAUCGUAUCAAAAGUCAUCUCAACAUUCAUCAUACGUGCCUCCUCCAUGGGAACAAGACCCCAACUACGUUGUGGACAAUUCGACUCAAAACUACUACCAACCGCCACCGUUAAAUACAGCGUUUCCAUCUAAUGAAUGGAAACCCACCAAACCGGCACCUAAAUUUCCCAAACCAGCCCCCAAAGCCUAUAUACCACCCGCACCAAAUCAGUCCUUCGUAAAGCCUGUAAUUAUCGAACCACCUAAACAGAAAGGGCGGAAGACUUACUACAGCGAAUAUGAGAGACGCUAUAUAUCAGUGCCAGAAGCCACGUACAUACCAAACGAAACGAAGUUCCAAGCUCAACCCGAUCCCUCUCCUCAAUACUACUACGACAAUAACGAAACGACAGAAGUAGUUGAGCCGCAGUGGCGAAAAGAGUUAAGAGAAUUCAAGGAACAAACGUCUAAAACCACUAUUCACACAGAACACACGUCGGUACGUCCGCCCUGGGAAGAUGAUCCAAAAUACGCAGCGCCAAAAGAUUUCACACCCACCCCGACCUGGACUCAGACCCUGAACCCGAGGUCGUGGCGUGAGAGAAGCUAUGAACCAGAGUACAUUGGGUCUCAGGAAUGGCCGAAAACAAACACUUUAGGCCGAGGAAGACCACAAAGCUCUUAUGUUAAGAGUAAUUUCGACAGAGCCCCCGACCGGACUAGAGGGGUUUCUGUAGACAGAUAUAACCCUAAUAAUUACCAAUCGCCAUUGACAAGGGAGCAUCCGCCACCAGCGAGUCACAUUUUGGACCCGAUCGUUCAGGGGCAAACCUACCACAAUCCUAACGUGCCCGCCUACCAUUCUAGAGCCUCAGUUGAACCUAGAGAGCAGCCCGUCACGUACCAGCAACCUCGUCACCGGGAAUCCAGAGCUCCCCCAGUCCAAUCCAGGUCAUUCAAAUACCUUCAAUGGAUCACAGGCACUGAUGAUUAA